AUGGACGCGGAGCCGCAGCCGGACAGCCUGGACGGCUGGGUGGCGGUCAAGGAGGACGCCUUCGGCCGGCCGGAGCCGCCCCACAAGCUGCGCUUCCUGGCCGCCUGGAACGGCGUGGAGGGCAAGUUCGCCGUCACCUGCCACAACCGCACCUUGCAGGAGGCGGAGGCGGAGGGGGAAGGCGCCGGGGUCCAGGCGCGGAGGAGCUGGGCCGGCCUCUUCUCCCCCCCGGCCCUGCUGGGCGUCCACCGGCAGCUGGCGGCCCUGGACGGGCGGCUGGAGCCCUGCUUCCCGGCGCUGCCCCCGGCGCUGGGCGGGGGCGGCGGCCUCUGGGCCUUGCUGUUCCCCCACUGCCCGGUGCUGGAGGAGGCCGAGCUGGAGGCGCUGUGCCGGCGGCUGGAGGCCUACCUGGGCUGGGCGUUGGAGCUGUGCGGCCGCAAGGCGCUGCUGGACACCCUCUUCGCCCAGGACCAGGGCGAGGAGGACGAGUACUUCGAGAACCUGCAGGAGUUCCGCAGGAAGGCGCUCAAGGCGCAGCUGGCCGCCGCCAAGGAGGCCUUGCGGAGGGUCCUCCAUCAGCACAAGGAUACCGACACCUUGGUCGCCUUAAUGGAAGUUUACGAGGAGGAAGACGAAACGUAUUGGGAGCUGGUUACCGCAGCGACCACGUUCUACCAAUAUUUGUUGCAGCCGUUCAGAGACAUGCGAGAACUGGCGACGUUAUACAAAUUGGAGAUCCUGAAAUCCUUGCAAGCGGACCGGCUGGGCCCGAAAAGGAUAGAAGCCUUGCAGAAGGAGGCAGAGGAGUGGACCACGCAGGUGGAAGAAGCCGUGUGCUCCAUCCAAGACAUCACGGUCAGCUACUUCAAGGAAACGGUGAUGGCGUUGGCAGCGAUGAAGAAACAGAUGGAGCAAGACCACCAACGGUUUGGCCAAGCCGCCUGGGCGUCGGCUUCUCCGAGGCUAGAAAACCUCAAGUACCUUUUAGCCAAAGAGACCCUUCAGCACAUGAGAGCCAGAGAACUGUGCCUCAACCACAAGAGAGCCGACAUCCGGAAGCAAAUGGAGGCCUUUGAAGAGCAAGAGAACGACCUGGCUCGACUGGAAGAGCUGGAAAUCGAAUAUUACGAAACCCAGCUGGAGCUGUACGAGGUGCAGUUUGAGAUCCUGAAGGACGAAGAAACGCUGCUCGUCACGCAGUUGGAAACGCUGAGGCGACGAAUGAAAGAAAUUCAGGAUGAAGUAAUUUAUUACGAUACGUGUGAAAACCCCGACGAGCUGAAGGCCUCUGAACCAGCGCUGGAAGAAAGCCGCACCCCUUCCUCCGAAAUGGCUCAGCUGCGGCAGAAGACCCAGCAGCUGGAGACGAAGCGGGGGAUUAUCUGUUCAAGGAGAGCCUAUUUCAGGAACAAAAAGGACCAGUGUGAAGAGAGCCACCACCUGAGGAUCCAGCAAGCGCAAGAGACCACACGGCAUUUCCAGCAGCACCACAACAUCCAGAUUAAAAGAGACAAAAAGAAAGACGAGGAGAAAAAGAAGAAAGCCUGGAUAAAGCAGGAGCGUCAGAAAACCCUGGAGAGGCUAAAAACCUUCAAAGAGAAAUGCCCUGCUCAGUUUGUGCUGAAGACUUCCCGCUCGCAGCCGCUGAGCUCCACGCAGCGGCAGGGCGUCCCCCGCCGGACCCCGGCCACCCCCCCUCAGCCUCUGUCAAGAAGCAAGGGGCCCGCGAAGCAGAACCCUCCCCUCACGCAAGCCAAAGGGGCCAGAGCGCCCCGCCGGAAGCCGCCCACGGACGUUCCCGUCCAGAUUUUCCUUCCGCCUUGUGACCCAAAGCAACAGAAGGACAGUGAGGGGGGAGCCGCUCUCCCAUCACCACCACCACCUCCUCCACCACCACCACCUCUUCCCCCUCUGCUUCUGGGCACUCGUCCCGUUUGCUCAAAGUUGAUGCCAGCUAGAGACGUGUCCCCUCCCCUGGAGCGUGAAGACCCUCCCGGUGGAAGUGCCUCCAGAGAGGACACGCGGAAUACGUCCAAGUGCGCAGCGAGUAAUUACACAGGUUCCAUGGAUGAGGUUUUGGCUUCGCUCAAGCGGGGCGAGAUCCUUCUCCGUAAAGUGGAACCGGCCUCUUCGGCUCCACCCUCCGGCUCAACUCUCAACGACAACAUCCUGGCAGCCAUCAGGAAGGGGGUGAAGCUGCGGAGAGUCACCCAGGAGCCCAAGAAAGAUGGCGAGAGGAGCUCUGACAGCGAGCUGGAGAAAAGCAUCAAGGCCGCCAUCCAGAGAAUUAAGAAAGUGUCUGCCGAUUCAGAGGAGGAGGAAUGCAGUGAGCAGAAUAGUGGGGAAUGGAACAGCUAACAGGGU
Euleptes europaea (tarantolino) is the source of this 2364-nucleotide messenger RNA. RefSeq names its product WASP homolog associated with actin, golgi membranes and microtubules (gene WHAMM). Gene Ontology annotation, molecular function: Arp2/3 complex binding; actin binding. The transcript is spliced from 10 exons. Gene Ontology annotation, cellular component: endoplasmic reticulum-Golgi intermediate compartment membrane; cytoplasm. Bases 1 to 2358 code for a protein of 785 amino acids. The record is from RefSeq and is a predicted model, not a curated record. NCBI's taxonomy places the organism in Eukaryota, Metazoa, Chordata, Lepidosauria, Squamata, Sphaerodactylidae. Gene Ontology annotation, biological process: Arp2/3 complex-mediated actin nucleation; endoplasmic reticulum to Golgi vesicle-mediated transport.